AUUUUCCUUAGUAGCGGAGAGGAAUAGAAAAUCCGCAAUGUAAAAUUGCACGCAACCUGCAUUCAUUGGGUACGAUUUUUUCGGCAAAAAUAAGGGGAUCCGCGCACCCGAUGUAAGCAAAUAUUAAGUGAUAACAAGAAGAUUAAACUAAAUAAAUUAUAUACAAAUAAAAAUGACAGACUAUAAAGAAGAACAGAAUAACGAAGUUGAAGCAUUGGAAUCUAUUUAUCCUGAGGAGUUUCAACUUAUAUCAGAUUCUCCUCUACACAAGUUUACCAUCUUGGUCAAGUCAAACACAUACCAAGGAAAUGAAGAUUCCACAGAACAAGAACCUGGUGCAUGUUUCACACUACAGUUUGAAUACACACCAAAGUAUCCUGAUGAGCCUCCUCUCAUGGAACUACUGGACUUCCAAAAUAUAGAAGAAGAAGAAUGCCUUCCAUUGAGAACUUUAUUGGAAGAACAGUUUUCAGAGUGUGCUGGCAUGGCAAUGGUGUUCACGCUUGUGUCAGCAGCUCAGGAAUGGAUAAACACAUUCAUUGAAAAUCGUCUCAAGAAAGAGGAGGAAGAAGCGGAAAGGCUACUUAGAGAGGAAGAAGAGAGAGAAAGAGUGAGUGACACGGCAGUGGCGGUGGACGAGACGCUGUUUGAAAACCUUGACGACUUGGAGCUCGACGACGAUGAUGAAGAUGACGAUCCUGAUUACAAGCCUUAAGCUAAACGGAUUUAAUACCAUUUUUGGCUCCCAUUCAAAUAUUUGUUUUGAUCCCGCUAUGUAUUUGAAGUAUUUUACUGCAUAUGUUUUCACUUUUUGUUCAUAACUCCAUUCAAAUUUAAAUUUCUAGAUAAUUUCACUACAUUUUGUAUUCAAUGUCCAUACUGAAAAUAUCUUUAUUGUAAUCAAUACUAAGUCUGAUUUUUUUCUAACAAAUCAAUUGAUAACCACAAGUAAAAGCUAAUUCUAAUUUAAUUGAAAUAAAUGUGCAACCUAAUAGGUUUUAAUGUGAUGCAGUCUAAAUGAAUUAAUUCUUUCUCAUAUCGAGCUAUUUGAGGUACCACCGUAUUUGCCAUGAAUUUAAUCAGUCUUGUAUAGAUUUGAGCUCAUAUGAAUAAAUUUUUCCUUAUCUCGUGCUAUUUCAAGGAUUUGCUAUUAAUUUAUUCUGUUUUAAGUGAACAAUUUUUUUAGAUGUUGCAUGAUAAUUCAUAUGUUGUCAUUCUCAUUUUUGUUACCCUCUAACAACUCUAGUUUCUGAAGACUGACGAAACCAGGACAGUCUUGAAUGGACCGCUGUGGCCAAGUGAAAACGAUAGGAAGUAAAAAAAAAAACACGGUUCAUACAUUUUAUGUUAUUGUAGUGAGCUGCGUUCAACAUUCGUUAAUCCAGUGUCUGAUGUCAUUGAGAAUAAAGGAAGGUUCGAG
Molecule: messenger RNA, 1420 nt
Organism: Hyalella azteca
Lineage: Eukaryota; Metazoa; Arthropoda; Malacostraca; Amphipoda; Hyalellidae
Product: RWD domain-containing protein 1
Exons: 4
Coding region: 173-715 (180 amino acids)
Biological process (GO): cytoplasmic translation
Molecular function (GO): protein binding
Source: RefSeq, a predicted model, not a curated record